Messenger RNA from Pieris napi, 2282 nucleotides. RefSeq lists its product as uncharacterized. NCBI's taxonomy places the organism in Eukaryota, Metazoa, Arthropoda, Insecta, Lepidoptera, Pieridae. Gene Ontology annotation, molecular function: nucleic acid binding. The record is from RefSeq and is a predicted model, not a curated record. The coding region runs from base 33 to 2057 and encodes 674 amino acids. The transcript has 2 exons.
UGUUAAAUGAAGAUUUCUAUGUUGAUGAUUGCAUGUCUGGAAGUGAUGACGUUCAAAAAGCAAUUCAGAUUAGCAAGGAUUUAAAAGAAUUGUUACGUAGAGGAGGAUUCGAGUUGAAGAAAUGGUCCUCUAAUAAUACUGAAUUUAUGCAAAGUUUAAAACCAGACGAAAGAACUACUAAAGCUCAUUUCGAUUUAAAACUAGAUGGAAUAAUUAAAGCACUAGGGGUUCAAUGGAAUUUAGGGAAUGAUCGAUUUGAAUACAACUUAGACUUACCUGAAGUCGAUGAAGAAAACAUUAUCACGAAGAGGAAUAUCCUCUCAGAUAUACAAAAGUUGUUCGACCCUUUAGGUUGGAUCGCACCUAGUAUUGUUCAAGCUAAAAUAUUAAUUCAAAAACUAUGGCUUGAGAAGGUUGAUUGGGAUGAGGAUCUUAACAUUUUUCUGAAAGAAGAAUGGUUGAAGAUUCGCCGAGAUCUUAUGAAUGUGAAUAACAUUUCUAUCGAUCGAUGGUUAAGUACUUCAUGCUCCAACAUGGAUACAAUUCAAAUUCAUGGUUAUUGUGAUGCUUCUAUUUUAGCUUACGCCGCCGUGGUGUAUUGCCUAGUUAAGAAAACGGACGGUUCAUAUAGAACAUCAUUAAUUGCAGCCAGAACUAGAGUGGCUCCCCUCAAGACAAUUUCGUUGCCAAAAUUAGAACUUUCUGGAGCUUUGCUUUUAUCCCGAUUAUUGAACCAAGUAGCACAGGCCAUGAGAAUACCGAUGGAAAGAGUUUUCGCAUGGACAGAUUCAUCUAUAGUCAUAGCUUGGUUGUCUGGUGAACCCACGAAAUGGAAGCCAUUUGUGGCCAAUCGUGUAGUAGAAAUUUUAGCAAAUCAUAAAAAAGAACAAUGGCAUCAUGUCCAGUCACAAGAAAAUCCAGCAGAUAUUGCAUCUAGAGGUAUGUUUAUCUCCGAUUUGAAACACUGCAACCUUUGGUGGAAAGGACCUACUUGGUUACAAAAAGGAGAAAUCAUCUUAACAGACGAGAACAUAUUUACAACAGAUCUAGAAAAGAAAAAGGAAAGAAUUAAAACUCUCAUAUUGACAAACAUUAAAGAAGAAAAAAGAUUUUCUGAAAAAUUUGAAAGAUUUACUACCUUAAAUGAACUAUUAAGAACCAUAGCUUUUUGUAAAAAGUUUAUCAAGUUUAAAAAGGAUAAUAAAAAUAUAACAAUCACAACAGAAGAUAUAGAAGAAGCGUUAUUAACAUGUAUCAAAAUAGUGCAAAAUGAAGAAUUCGAAACUGAAAUAGAUUCGUUAAAGAAAAAGAACAAUAUUAAAAAGAACAGUAAAUUGAAGACGCUUAAUCCAUUUUUAGAUAAUAAUGGAGUGCUCAGGGUGGGCGGAAGAUUAGCAAAAUCAAGUUUAGAAACAAAUACUAAACAUCCUAUAAUCAUUGGAAACAACAACACUCUUGUCUCACUUAUUAUCGCCGACGCUCAUAAAACAACAUUACAUGGAGGUAUUCAGCUAAUGCUUUGUUAUUUACGCUCUAAAUAUUGGGUAUUGCGUGCAAAAGACAUGACAAAGAAGCAUAUCCAUCGAUGUCUAAUUUGCGCUAAGGAAAGUGCAAAGGUAAAAACUCAAUUAAUGGGUGAUUUACCUUCCGUUCGUACUACACCUUCUCGACCAUUUAUCAAUGCAGGUGUAGAUUUCGCUGGUCCAUUUCAAAUUUUGAUGAACAAAGGAAGAGGUAUCAAAACAAACAAAGCCUACACUGCAAUUUUUGUCUGUAUGUCUACUAAAGCAAUUCACUUAGAACUUGUCGGUGACAUGACGUCAAAUUCAUUCAUAGCUGCAUACAGACGAUUUACAUCAAGAAGAGGCAAAUGCGCACAUCUUUGGAGUGAUCAGGGAAAAAACUUCGUAGGAGCAAACAAAGAGUUAUGUAAAGCAUGGGAAGAAGCAAAAUUGCAAUUUGAUCAAGAAAUCAUAGACAGCUUAGCAAAUGAUGGCACUCAGUGGCACUUCAUUCCUGCAUACUCACCAAACUUCGGAGGACUCUGGAUGGUGUAACUAGAGUUUAUAGUGUUAAAAAUGGAAAUAAUAUUGUAAAACGAUCUGUAUCUAAUCUUUGCUAUCUCCCAAUUAAUGAAGCUUAAGUGCCAAAUUGUUAAAGUAUAUAUUAAGGGUUUGCAUGUAAUCUUUUGAAAGGACAUUAAAGGUCCUUUGGUGGGCGGAUAUGUUCAGUCAUAUUAUGUUUGUAAUUUUAAUUUAGUAAUAAAGUAGAUUCAACGCGAA